This is a messenger RNA of Colletotrichum acutatum, 1273 nucleotides long. RefSeq lists its product as uncharacterized. The record is from RefSeq and is a predicted model, not a curated record. The transcript is spliced from 2 exons. NCBI's taxonomy places the organism in Eukaryota, Fungi, Ascomycota, Sordariomycetes, Glomerellales, Glomerellaceae. Bases 1 to 828 code for a protein of 275 amino acids.
AUGGUUCACUUUUUCGACUUUCCGCGGGAGGUCCGCAACUUCGUAUACGAUCAUUACGUUACCAUCAAGGGCGGCUAUAUUCUCGACUUUGCCAGUGACACAAACCGAGGCGCCGGAAACGAGCCCCUUGAUCUGGCCUUUAUUCAUACUUGUAAAAAGGCGGCGAGUGAUCUCGACGGCCUGCCUCUGGCUCUGAAUGCGCUCACCUUUUCAACCGUCUACUUGGAAGAGCAUCGCAGCACCGCCGGUCGUUUCAAUCUGAUGGAACUACUAAGCGGACUUCAAGUUCUCUAUCGGCCUCGAGGGUUUGGUCAAUCUCGACCUAACCCAUGGGCAGUUUCAAGCCGAGAGUGGUUGGAAGCUGCCAUAUCUAAUUCGGACCGCUGGUUCAAGUCAGGUAUCAAUAGUCGCUGGAGCUUUGAUCGUCCAGGGUACCAAAUCAGUAAAAUCAAACAUCGCUACUCGGCUGCCGCUGUCGCCAUUCGUUUCCUCGAGUCGUUGUCGCAUGGUGCCAGAAUGGAAAUUCGGCGGAUAGUGUUGAACGAAGAUUGGAAGGCUGUUGGCUACGCAGAGUGCCAUGGCGUGGGCUUAAUCCCAUACUGUCUGGAAAACCCACUGCUUUUCGUGGACCGUCGCGUUGAUAUUUGGCGGACAGUCUUCCAGACAACUACCAUAUUUGAGUUCAAAGACCCCGUCAUGCCCCCAAAGGAUGACGAUCCUCUGCCUGCACACCAAAUAUCCUACCGUGCCGCUGUCUGGAUCGCGGAAGCGGUGGAGUUAGCGUACGCGGGUAUGCCCCGCGGCUGCUUGAGAGUCCGAUGCAGUUAGACCGGUACGGAGUAGAUGAGAAGUAAUUCUAGUUGCGCUUAGCCCAUAGUGAGAAACAUUCCAUCUAGUGUCCCAUAUUACGUCCACGAAAAUGGGAAGUUGGCGCACUUCCAGGUGAUUCCUAACAUAUCACACGGCAUGAUGCAGGGACCUAUAUCUGACAGGGAAACACCUUCGCCUCACAGCCUUCAAGUCACUACCGCCGGGAUGGACAGGUCCGUAUGGGACCCAAAAGGCUUUUUAUUCCGAGAGACUAAGGAACCUGGCUACAGCCUCCCAUAAUUCUCCUCGUAUCACCACUAGCUGGGUGACUCUUUGGCUCGAACCAGUCCGAUGGUUCACCAGACUACAUGUACGUUAGACGUUGUAUGGUUCAUGAGGUACCUUGCGCGCUCCGUGAUUGGGAGAAAUCUACAAUAAGGGACAUGCGGUCACAAAGCGGAAG